AUCUUGUUUCAGGUUUCUGGCAAGUUAAAGUAUCUACUAAAGACUGGGAGAAAACUGUUUUCACUAUUCUAUUUGGUACCAAUGAGUUCCUUGUAAUGCCUUUUGAACUUAUUAAUAUUGAUCAGAAUUCAUUAAUAGUUAUUAGUUAA
Molecule: messenger RNA, 149 nt
Organism: Dentiscutata erythropus
Lineage: Eukaryota; Fungi; Glomeromycota; Glomeromycetes; Diversisporales; Gigasporaceae
Source: the annotation of a GenBank genome assembly